AUGUCUGGUAGCACCCCACGCACAUCACUCAGAGAGGGCUUGCGACAAGCUCCCAAGGUGAACCAGCCUUUUAUCCCAGACACAGCACCAGUACGACGGUCCCAUAUUCAUGCCAAUCAGUCCCCACAGCCGAUAGCCAUGUCUCACGCCAAUUCCAACUCGUCGGCCAACCCGAUGAGCCCUCAUAUGACGGGCGAUAACUGGGAUGACCAGAAGGUCCCGUUGUCGAUGCGCGAGGUAGCCACGCCAGGGAACAGACCCGGCUUGUUUAUGGAUCUUCCCGUGAGAACAAAAACAGCCAAGCUGCCAGAUUUCUACGAUCCUUAUUUCCCGCUCAAGUAUCUUGAGGUGCCCAAAUCGGACCAUAUCUACAAACGAGCCCAUUAUGGGUUACAAUCUGGAAUCCCCGAUGAGGUCGACUUCGCGUUAUAUCAUCUCGUUCAAAUAUCCAACCAGCGAUGGGAUAAAUUCAAGUUCGAAGGGUUCCCACUACUCGCCGAAACUUUGAUGGAGAAGGCUCUGGACGUCUCCGUCAUCUGCACUGGUGUCAAAUGGGACCUUCAGUACGACUUUCGGGAACCCACCGACCGUGUCAACGCGUUGAAUGCGCUGCAUGGUACGCGCGAUCUGCUAGACAAGAUUAAAAAGAUCCCAGUCACCUUGCCCCGAGAUACACUUGAGACAUACGAGUUCGACCACUGUCUUCGGAACGUGAAGGAGGCCACCCUCGUUUUGCGGAAUAUGGUCUUGCUGAGAGAGAAUGCAUUCUAUGUGUCCCGAUAUGCCAAGGGGCUCCUAAGAGACUUCCUCGUUAUCCUCAUCAACCUCCCAGAUCAGCCUCGCCUGAAUGAGAUUCGAAAUGACGCGCUGGACAUUGCAGAGGAGGUUACGAAGUACCUUCGAACCGACCCAGAGGACCCGCUCUGGAUCUCUCUCAUCAAAUGCCUCGACUCAGCCGAUCGUGCUCAUGUUGUCCGUGCACUCUGGGCACUUACUCAUUUCUCGACCGGGCUAGACGAACCCGAUGCCAACCAGGCGUUGGAGCGUACGCCAAAGGAGACUUUGAAACAACUGUACCUGCACACCCUCCUUGACGAUGAAGACAUCCUAAGCGGCGCUCUGGAUUUCUGGUACCAAUACACGUUGUCCCGCGAGAACAUUGAGAACAUGAUGGAUAUCUUCAACCUUGCUAUAGUCUUUGUACCACGAAUGAUCGCCCUGUUAACCCACAACGGAAGGCCUGGCAAGAAAGAAACCGUUUUGCAGGAGGAGAAAGUUGCGCCACCCCCAUCAGACAUUCCUCGUGUGCCUCCCGAGCUUCUCAAGGACCUCAUGGAGCUGUCGGAGCCCGAACGAAGCUCUCGCUGGCUGCGAUGCUGCUUCGUCGAGGACCCGGAGUGCGAGAUAACGCAGAUCGCCUUGUGGCAGGCUUAUCAAAGCCGCUUCGUAGACCCUCGAGUCCAAGGCGGUGGUGUCCUGCCAGCAGCGGAAUUCAUCAAAAACGUGAGCACGACGUUCACCAACGCCCAGGCCCAGGUGAUCAACGGGCCUGGUAACGCAACGCGGUUUAUCAUCAAGGGAAUCCGGCCAUUGGAGACAGCCCACUCGUUCCAGGGCUUUCCCUACAUCUACUGCAAAUGGACGGACAAUUCCAAGCCAUCCAAGACAUGUCAGCGCGCGUUUACUACGCCGUCGGAUCUCCGCAAUCACGUGUUCGGAGACCACAUGAAGCUGGCAACAACCGACACGCCUGGCCACUACAAUCUGGACAAAGCAGACUCGGCCGUCCAUACCUGCAUGUGGGACAACUGUACCAAGUUCAGAUCGUCCGGGCCUAGUGACAACACUGCCAUGGUCGCCGGCCACGUCUCAUCGCACUUGCCAGAGGAUCGUCCCGAGGGUGCGGAUGCGCCGGUCUCGAAGCGUGCGGUGUUGCAGGAGCGCAUCGUCCGCAAAUGGUUCUAUCUGGACACACCGGUCAGCGAGCACGGGGAGCCGGUUGGGGUGGCUUACAAGGCCUCCUUGGUGCUACGCAAUCUUGCCAAAAACCUCCCCAACGGCAUUGCUCCCAAUGCUGACGGCCUGCCCUGGAAGAAGGCUGUCUUCCUCAGCCACCGUCCGAAGAUCGUGGAGGUCUGGGACCGCAACCGGCCGCUUCGCAAAGAACUCACCGAGUUAAUCAUGACAAUCGAGAAGGAGGAUUACUACUGA
Molecule: messenger RNA, 2211 nt
Organism: Aspergillus campestris IBT 28561
Lineage: Eukaryota; Fungi; Ascomycota; Eurotiomycetes; Eurotiales; Aspergillaceae
Product: putative chromatin remodeling complex subunit (Rsc9)
Exons: 3
Coding region: 1-2211 (736 amino acids)
Biological process (GO): regulation of DNA-templated transcription
Molecular function (GO): DNA binding
Source: RefSeq, a predicted model, not a curated record